GCCUCAGUUGCUGGACCGUGUUGCUCGCGUAGUGUCCUUGUUGUUGCUCAUUUGCAGAGCAGCAGUUAGCAGUGUUAUCCUGCCCACGUUACACAGCCGCAAACUGUUGCGAAAAGCAGAAGCAUAAAAGCAGAAGCGGAAAAGUUGCAAUUGAACAGCGGAAGUUAUUGCGUUUCCAUGUGUUUACCCCCAUUACCGAUCGCCGUAAUUGCACAAACUUCGGAGUAUUCCACUUAAAUUGAAGCCAGUUUUGUUCCUUUAAGCUGCCUUCUAUUCAGGCACUAUGACCAACUCGAAACGCAAACAGCCCACAACACCAAAUGCGACAGAAGCCAACAUCGAAGAUGAAACCACAAAGUCCCCAAUGGUGACUGAUGAGCCGACCAAGUCCAAUCCAAAGUUAUCAGCGAAUGAAUCCUCGUCAAUUGCUCAGUUUUUCAAGCUCUGCUUUGGACAUGAUCUGCACAAUUUUGAUAACUUGCAAACGUUUACCAGAUGGCUGCAUCGGCCGGUAGAUGGCGCUGCCCUGGGUGUGUUCCGAAUGCUCUACGGCGCAGCCAUGUUGAUUGAUAUCGCCGAGGAGCGAGGCGGCGGACAGCUGGAUGUACGCUUUGGCGAGCCUCAUCACUGUCACUUUCCUCUGUUCAAUGGCAUACGUGCUCUGGACUAUCCGCUGAUGGGCUGCGUCUAUCUGGCCAUGUGGCUGGGCGCAAUGGGCAUUAUGCUUGGCUAUCGCUUUCGCAUCAGCUGUUUGUCCUUUGUGACGUGCUACUGGUACAUCUUCUUGCUGGACAAGCCGGCGUGGAAUAAUCACAGCUAUUUAUUUGGCCUGGUGGGCACCUUGUUGCUGUUCACGAGAGCGAACUGCUAUUGCUCCUUGGACAGUUGGCUACAUCCAGAGCUGCGUCGAGCAGUGCCCUAUUGGAACUACUUUCUCAUCAAGUUUCAGUUCUUUGUGCUCUACAUGUACGCAGGCUUGAAGAAGUUCUCAUUCGAGUGGCUCUCCGGCUAUGCGAUGACGAGUCUCAGUCAGCAUUGGGUCUUUGCGCCAUUUCGUCAGGUUUUAGAUGGCGAGCUCAUCGAUCUGCUGAUUAUCCAUUGGUUCACGGCCUUCUUCGACCUGUCCAUAGCGUUCUUUAUGACGUGCGAGAAGACGCGACUGUUGGUGACUCCAUUUAUGAUCAGUUUUCAUUUGAUGAACUCGCGUCUGUUUGUUAUAGGCAUGUUUCCCUGGGUUUGCUUGGCUGAAGUCCCGCUCUUUUAUAGCUUUGACUGGCCAAGACGUCUGUGCCGCUCAUCUAAGCCUGGCUCGUCUACAGUAGAGGAGCCCAUAAAGAAACCAUCUGAAUCCUCACCUAGCUUCUGGGCUCAGCUGCGCAGCUGUUUGAUCCUGUCCUAUUGUGCUCUGCAGCUCUUCUUGCCCUACUCGCACUUCAUUACCAAGGGCUACAACAACUGGACGAAUGGUCUGUAUGGCUACUCCUGGGACAUGAUGGUGCACUCGUACGACACAGUGCUGACAUCCAUCAAGGUCGUUGACAACAACAAUCAGCAGGUGCAUCAUCUGAAUCCCUAUGCCUUCACCGAAUACGAUCGCUGGACCAAAUACGCCGACAUGGCUGUGCAAUACGCCAAAUGCAUUGAGAAGAACAUACACGAGGAUAUGGAUAGGAACCCAGAGAAUAGUCCGCUGACCAGCAAAAAUAUUUCCAUCUAUUUUGACAUCUGGUGCGCCAUGAAUGGACGCUUCCAGCAGCGCACCUUUGAUCCGAGAGUGGACCUGCUUAAAGCGCCUUGGUCACCCUUCAAGCGCACGCCCUGGUCGCUACCGCUGCUCACAGAGCUCAACCACAUGCGACCGAAAUUGAAGACAAUUGCAGACGAAGUGCUCGCCUGGAAUAACUACUCGGAUGUUAUAUUCGUAGCCGACUUUCCGGGUCUAACGCUGAGCAACUUCAUCGCACCGGCUCUGUUUAACUGCAGCCUGACGAUCCUUGAGGGCAAUGUACGCUACAAGAGCGCCAAGGACGACGAGGCGUAUUUCCUCACUGCCGGCAAGAGCAUCAGCCUGGAGAGCAAUGCCACGCACUAUGUGACCACCAUUGGCCAGAAGCCCGCCUCCUAUUUAUACACCUAUGUCAAUAAGACAAUGCUCGAGCAGGAUAUUGUUAUAGAUGAUGUGGGCCAGACUAAAGAUAAACCAUUGUUGCCCUUGUGGCAAGAAUUCAAGCAACGUGUCUCCAAUUACCAACAGUUCCUCACACAUUUGGCCAAUUGUUUGCUCUUUUUGUUAUACGAGGUGCCCAUACCUAUUUCCAUACGAGAGAGAGAUUAAGAAUGAAGCAGUCGAGAUUAUACAUAUAUUCCACUUGCUACAAAUGUAUUUUCUUGCCUAAGUCCCUAAGUGUCACAAAUUUGUGCGUGAUAAAACUGAUAAUAAAU
This is a messenger RNA of Drosophila navojoa, 2442 nucleotides long. It is a transcript of the gene GC, whose product is annotated as gamma-glutamyl carboxylase. Gene Ontology annotation, biological process: peptidyl-glutamic acid carboxylation. The record is from RefSeq and is a predicted model, not a curated record. Lineage: Eukaryota; Metazoa; Arthropoda; Insecta; Diptera; Drosophilidae. Gene Ontology annotation, molecular function: gamma-glutamyl carboxylase activity; vitamin binding.